AUAUGAACAGCACUGACCCGACCCCAGCUGAGAUAAAACAAUUCAACCAAUCCUUAGAAGACGCCCAGAGAACCUAUACUAACUCAUAUAAUCAAUCAAUAACUGACGAGAACCCAACACUGUGCCCAACUAAAAUGAGAAAUGACCCAAUGUAUAUCAGGUAUUAUAUCUUGCUGGCUAACUUCUUCAUGAUGGGACUGCUUCCGUUUAUUAUCUUGGCAGUGACUAACUUCCUGCUCUAUAAAACAGUCACUAGUUCAAGCACACUGGCGAGCCGAGCAACUGCGCGACAGAAGCGUGACCAGAGUAUUGCAAAAAUGCUGGUUUUCAUAGUUGUCGUCUUUGUCUGUUGCAACGUGGUCCGUAUGGUCUUGAACUUAUAUGAGGUGUUGCAAGCCCUGUUGGUUGGAGCAAAUGGUCCCCUGAUGGAGGAGUGGCCGGACUGGUGUAACGCCCUGGCUAUGCUAUCAACCCUUCUCCUCACCCUCAACUCCAGUACUAAUAUUCUUAUCUACUGCUGGAAGGAUAAAACCUUCAGGGAUCAACUCUUCAUCACACUAGGGUUGAAGAAACUGAGCCAUACACAAUCCAUCAUGAUGACAACAUUGACUGUCUCAGCAGGGGUGGCUGAAAGACGAGCUGUUGUUGUUUAAAAAACCACACCAGUCUAAUCAUUAAAUGACCGGAGCUGAAAACUUUAGAAUGGUGGAUUAAUGCUUAAUCCUCUCUUUUUCUUAAUCUCGAGACUAACUUAAUCUUGU
This is a messenger RNA of Eurytemora carolleeae, 761 nucleotides long. RefSeq names its product FMRFamide receptor. The record is from RefSeq and is a predicted model, not a curated record. Gene Ontology annotation, biological process: G protein-coupled receptor signaling pathway. Gene Ontology annotation, molecular function: G protein-coupled receptor activity. Lineage: Eukaryota; Metazoa; Arthropoda; Copepoda; Calanoida; Temoridae. Gene Ontology annotation, cellular component: membrane.